Messenger RNA from Vanderwaltozyma polyspora DSM 70294, 375 nucleotides. RefSeq lists its product as uncharacterized. The transcript has a single exon. The coding region runs from base 1 to 375 and encodes 124 amino acids. Lineage: Eukaryota; Fungi; Ascomycota; Saccharomycetes; Saccharomycetales; Saccharomycetaceae. The record is from RefSeq and is a predicted model, not a curated record.
AUGAUAAAAUAUUAUCAGAUUAGGCAAUCAAGUAGCAUGACUGUUGUUCUGAAACGGGAAAUAUAUGAUGAAGUGAGAAGUAAUUGGCUAUCUAUCGUUACUAUGAAUCCAUUGAUUUUAAUUUAUAUAAAUAGGAUAGCUAUUUCAUGUUUCUAUGUUUCGAUAUUUCCAAUCUUCUUAUCUUCCUGUCUUCCCAUAAGAAACAGCCCAUCAUACCCAAAUAUAUACAAGAUGCAAAAGACUCAAACCAAACAAGAAAACAAAGACAACUGCUGUUUGUUGUUAGCUGGAGCUGCUGUAGGUGCCGCAGGUGUCGCCGUUGCAGGUGCUGCUUGUGCUGGCGCUGCCUGUGGAUGCAACUGUGUCAUUGCCUAG